CCUUUAAAUAUUUAAAAGAAAAAAGAUAAGUGAAAACUAUAAAAGGUUAGAUUGACGUAUUGAUAAUGGCUUGGCUAGGAAGAUGUUUAACAUGAUCAUAAGUUUAGUCCUACUCUGUGUGGCGAGCAGUGUCUAUGGCCAGCGGGAGUGUUACUGGAACGCACAGUGCCCAUACCUCCUCUACUCCACGAAGACACCUUAUGACACCAUCCGAGGAGAUAUAAGAGACCAACCAACUAUAGAUAAUUGUCAAGCCGUGAGCAUCUGGUCGUUGCACCGUCAUGGCAACCGCAACCCCGGCUCCAGCGUCACCGCCAGGAUCAAAGUGGUUGCUGGUCUUAGAGAUGAGAUAAUUCAGAGCUUUGAAAAUGGUAGAGGACAGUUGUGCUCACAGGAUAUUGAUAAAUUCCGUAACUGGAAAUGGAAUGAAACCCUUGAAGUAUCCCAGUCUUACCUAACCGGGACUGGGUAUGAAGAGAUCUACGACAUUGCUAAACGUCUUCGUGAGAGAUAUCCUCACUUACUACGAGGGUCUGAUGACGACUACUACUUUAGAGUCACCAACGAGCAACGGACUGUCACCAGCGGCAUGGCUUUUGUCCAUGGUCUAGCGGAAGGGAAAAAUCUUAACCUAACUAUAGACGGACCAUAUGAAAGGGAUGACUUAAUAAGACCGUAUGAGAACUGUGAUAGAUACCAGCAGGAGGUGAAAGGAGGUCCACAAGUGGGAGCCGAACUUGAAGCGUACUUUGAAUCCACCGAAUAUAAAACAGUUCAGAACAAUGUUCAAGAACGCUUGGGCAUACAAACUCAAUUGUCUGCAGAAGAUGUGUAUUCUAUUUACGAAAUAUGUCGCUUCUACCGUUCUUGGAAGGAGACCAAGCUGUGCCCCUGGUGCGCCGCCUUCUCCGACCAGGAUCUUAUCGUAUUGGAGUAUAGAGAUGAUGUGCGGCAUUAUUACAGGAAUGCAUACGGGUCUUGGGUACCCGGUAGCAUUGGCGGUAAUCUGGUCAAGAACCUUUACGAGAACUUCGAAGCUGCAGUCAACGGGACAGGAAAGAACAUUGUCUCCUACUUUAGUCAUGACACUAUGAUGGAGAUGUUCUACUGUGCUUUGGGACUCUUCAAAGAUGACGCUCCUAUCAGGGGAGCAGUCAGGAAUCCUGAUAGACUAUGGAAAACGAGUUUAAUUGCUCCAUUCUCCGUGAACAUUAUUGCUGUUUUAAAUACUUGCCAAGAAUCAGAUAACCAGACGUUCCGCGUGCAGUUCUUUAUGAACGAACUAGUCACGGAACUGUGUCCAUUAGCCGGUUGUACUUGGGAACAAUUCCAAGAGAAAUUCCAGAAGUUCACAGAAGCUAAUCUAGAUUUCUGUAGCAUGGACAAUAAAGUCAAUGAACCCGAACCAAUUGGAGGAAAAGCAUCGUCAUUUACUGCGGUAAUUAAUAUCUUAGUGAUGGUGGAAGUUAUUGCUUAUAUUAUAAGAUAUUAGAUAAGAGAGAUAAGACUUAUUUUAUA
Messenger RNA from Papilio machaon (common yellow swallowtail), 1518 nucleotides. Its product is annotated as multiple inositol polyphosphate phosphatase 1. The record is from RefSeq and is a predicted model, not a curated record. Gene Ontology annotation, molecular function: inositol phosphate phosphatase activity; acid phosphatase activity. Lineage: Eukaryota; Metazoa; Arthropoda; Insecta; Lepidoptera; Papilionidae. The coding region runs from base 83 to 1492 and encodes 469 amino acids. The transcript is spliced from 7 exons.